Aureobasidium melanogenum CBS 110374 is the source of this 1614-nucleotide messenger RNA. RefSeq lists its product as uncharacterized. The record is from RefSeq and is a predicted model, not a curated record. Gene Ontology annotation, biological process: glucosylceramide biosynthetic process. The transcript is spliced from 2 exons. Gene Ontology annotation, cellular component: membrane. Gene Ontology annotation, molecular function: ceramide glucosyltransferase activity. The coding region runs from base 1 to 1614 and encodes 537 amino acids. Lineage: Eukaryota; Fungi; Ascomycota; Dothideomycetes; Dothideales; Saccotheciaceae.
AUGAACCGAUUGAGUGCUAUUACAGAGACGUUAGUGUCUCGCAGUGAUGGUAGUCAUGCUACUCAUAUCUCAACCAUCACAUUGGGCGCUGCGGUAGUCUGCACUGUGUGGUACGCCGCAGUCUCCCUGGUUUGCGCCGUGGGCUAUACUCAGUUGAGACGCCACUAUUCGCAUCCUCCACCAAAGCCCACAGUCUCCAAUUCAGAUGCACCACAUGUCAGCAUCAUUCGACCCGUCAAAGGCCUCGAGCCCAGCCUCUACCAAUGCUUGGAGUCGACCUUCCUCCAGGAGUAUCCAAAAGACAAAUUGACAGUCUUUCUCUGCGUCGCCGAUCGCGAAGACCCCGCCUUCCCUGUCCUGCAGCAACUCAUCAAGGACAAUCCGACUUUCGAUGCACAUGUAUUGGUUGAAGAGGAAGAUCCCGAACUACAAGGAAGCGAUGCAGACACAAGACUUGGUCCCAAUCCCAAAGUCAGAAACAUGAGUCGGGCAUACAGAGAGGCUAAAGGAGAUAUCGUAUGGAUCAUCGACUGCAAUGUCUGGGUCAACAGGGGCGCUUGUGGAAGAAUGGUCGACACGCUGAUCGGCAACAGAGGCAUCAAGAACAAAUUCGUCCAUCUUUUGCCAUUGGUCGUCGAUAUUGCGGGCACACCCGUCCCAGAGAGUGCGCAGAGUCUCCUACAAGGCCGCGACCCUGACAAUAACUUCCGAGUCGUCUCUACUAGUACCGCUGGCCACCAACUGCGGUCGUCCAACAGUGCAUCCUCGGAUAUCCUGAGCGAAGGCGGCGGAAGGAUUGAAGAAUUGUUCAUGUCUUCAGCACAUGCAAAAUUCUACACAGCCAUCAACACUGUCUUGAUUGCACCUUGCAUCGUCGGCAAGUCGACCAUGUUCCGCAAAUCCCAUCUCAACAGCCUCACCAACGGACAAGGUAUCGAUUUCUUCUCCGAGAACAUCUGUGAGGACCAUCUCAUUGGCGAUUUACUCUGGAAAGGAAAGAUACCAGAAGAAGAGCGCGGCGAGAAAUGGGGCAAGCAUGCUCAAGUAUUUGGUGAUUUGGCUAUUCAGCCCAUGGCUGGUAUGAGUGUAGCCGAAUAUAUUGCUCGCCGAAGCAGAUGGCUCAGAGUGAGAAAGUUUACCGUCACGUUGGCGACUUUGGUCGAGCCCGGCACAGAGAGUUUCUUGUGUUCGUUGUAUGGCGCUUUCGCCUUCACAACGCUUCCAUUAUUCCAUGACAAGCUCGGUAUACCUCAGACAUGGACAGCCUUUGCUUUGUUCUGGAUUUGCAGCGUGUGCACAUGGUGUUAUAUCGACUGGACACUCUACUGCAGAUUACAUUCUUGCGCAUCGGUAGAAGUCGACGAGAACACACCAGCAUUCGCACGUCCUCCGAGGGGUGGCAGACGUCGACCUUUUCUGGUUUGGCUAGCUGCUUGGCUUGCUCGUGAGGCUUUAGCGCUGCCCAUCUGGACAUGGGCGGUCUAUGGAGGCGUCACGGUAGUCUGGAGAGGCAAGAAGUUAUGGGUUGGUAUGGAUAUGAAGGUUCAUCAGAUCAAGUCUGACAGCACUUCUGCUGGGAGUACAAUAGAUGCUUUAAAAGCAAGGACAGAUUAG